Molecule: messenger RNA, 1593 nt
Organism: Aspergillus costaricaensis CBS 115574
Lineage: Eukaryota; Fungi; Ascomycota; Eurotiomycetes; Eurotiales; Aspergillaceae
Product: NACHT and Ankyrin domain protein
Exons: 5
Coding region: 335-1558 (407 amino acids)
Molecular function (GO): ATP hydrolysis activity
Source: RefSeq, a predicted model, not a curated record
GUUUGUACCCGCAUGUUUCUCUUUUUCUGCUAGACGCCACUAUUGUUAUUCGCUGCGCAUCCGUCCUGUUUUCCGCAUGGAAACCCACCCGGCACGCUUGGGUCAACCGCUUAGUCCUACUUUGUCUCGCUGAUUUCUCACUCACACUUCCUCUUUUAACCUCUUUUGUUUACCACUUCCAUAUAUCCACAGCAUUUUGCUUAAUUGUUGUCACCCUCUCGCUUGUGCUUGCUCAUAUACUCUCCGUUGAUUGCGGCUACCAACCCCUGCUUCCCGUACAUUUACAUUACGGCCAAGGAGGGGUCAUUCAGCGAAUUGGUACCGGUGCAGAAAUAUGGUCGAGGUCUCAGAACUCCGGGGGGACCUCGUUCAGGUCACUCAGUCUACUCGCAUUGUGAUGCGCUGUCUCAGCACUGGGCGGGAUUCUCAGGAAACAUCACAAAAGGCUCUUACCCUGCUGGCGGAUAUCUUGGACUUGCUAUAUCGCAUCAAGGAGCAGAUCAGUUGGGGGGAGGAGAAAUGGCACGUGGACCCAUCGCGUCUGGUGGCUUUGGCCGAAAUGCUCUCCUGGCUGAAUUCCUCCAUGAAAUCAAUCGAGCUCUACUUUCAGCCGGGGGGAGUGAGCGUUGCUUACUUCCGGAAACACCUGUUGGAGAGAACAUUCCUACCGCGUCUGGAGCAGUAUAAGAUUCUCCUGUUGCUAGCAAUGCAGCCUGAUUCAGAGGAACGGUCUUGUUUGGAAGAAGAAAUACGAUAUACACUCCGGCUGGCUCGAGGUGUAGAUUGUGGCCCAACGGUUGAUUUACAAUUCGAGGAAGAUGCACUGGGCAUAACAAGUCGACUUUGCUCUGAACAAUUUAUUGGCCUCGCCGACUUGUGUAACCGACGUCUCAAAGGGUCAUGCAACUGGUUCUUCGAUCACACAGAGUACAGACGCUGGCUGCUUGGAACUUUCAAGACACUUUACUGUGUCGGUCCGCCUGGUGCGGGAAAAACAUUUCUUUCUUCUGCUAUCAUCGAUUCUCUGCAAAGAACUUUCACGGGGCCCGAUGUAGCCACGGUAUUCGUUAUUAUCCAGCAGGAGCAUGCAAAGGACCAUAAUUCCACCGAUAUUUUACGCAGCAUACUGGCUCAGCUCGUAUAUCGCAAGCGCAGUCUUUCUUAUGCGACAUCGUCUCUUUAUCACUCUGAAUCCUUAACAAAAGGGAGGGCCUCGCCCAAGGAAUACCAUAACGCAAUACGUGCGGAAGUCAAUCGUUUCUCGAAAGUCAUGUUCGUCAUGGAUGGACUGGAACUACUUUCUGAUAAAGAGCGCAUUUUGAGCCGACUGCAGAAACUCCCAGAGCACGCACAGCUAUUAGUCACCCUUCGUGAAGUUACCCAAGUGGGAGACGCGUCUUAUGUGAGCAUCCUGGGAUCAUCAGAGGAUCUUCAAAGAUAUGCUAUCUCUCGGAUCGAGAAUGAUGCUGGAUUGAGGGGGUUGUUCGAAAAGGAACCGGACACUCGGUUGUACGAAGAGGCCGUAUACACUGUUGUGGAAAAGUGCCAUGGAGUGUAAGUAUCAAGAUUUCCCCCAAAGUUACCACGUCAUAG